Messenger RNA from Megalops cyprinoides (Indo-Pacific tarpon), 3884 nucleotides. RefSeq lists its product as uncharacterized. Gene Ontology annotation, molecular function: protein binding. The transcript is spliced from 18 exons. The record is from RefSeq and is a predicted model, not a curated record. NCBI's taxonomy places the organism in Eukaryota, Metazoa, Chordata, Actinopteri, Elopiformes, Megalopidae. Bases 493 to 2064 code for a protein of 523 amino acids.
GUAGUAUCAAGUUCAAGUCAAGAUGGAGUCACUGUUUAGAAAUUCCCACGCUUGUAUGGCUGAAAAUGCGCACUUGGAAAGAGUGAGUUGGGAAAAUAUUGGAAGUAGUUCAGUCAUUCCACAAGGCGUUGGGUGAUGAACAUGUACGUCAGUCUGUGAUGUCAGCCCUGCCUUUCAAAUAUGGAGUCGCUUCCCUAAUGUGAGGUCAAACUAGUGUAUUCUCUUUCCGGCCCGUGAGAUCGUAUUGUAUUUCUGAGUGACACGUAUCUAAAAAAACGUAGCGGGCUGGCGAUCACAACGGCAGUGACAGACGAGGACGUAGCGAAACGCACAAAUACUUGUCUCGUGAUUACUGUAAAAUAUGACAGAGCGUUCGUAGGUAUUAGAGAUGUCCUGAGAGACAUGCAGUGAGAGGAAGCGGAGAAAGCGUACAUUGCUAGCCGGAGACGAUAUAAAGGGUAGCAAACAGUAAUAGUAAACAGUAGUAUACAAAUGGGGGAGGUGAGGAAACUGCACAAGAAGUUGAGACAAAUUGAAAAUCUGGAGAUCAAACCCUUCCUCAGCCUAGAGGAGAGAGUCAAGAUAUCAAAGAAGGAGGAACUUCGCGCCAGAUUGGCUGAGCUGCUGCUGCAGCAUUCUGCCCCCCAGCAAACCCAGGGCAUUGUGGGAGACGAGAAGGAGAAAAUGAAAAGACGAGUUGAGGAGAACUCAGAGGCCCUGACUUCGCAGCCCCCAGCACCCAAGGUACUGAAAGAAAUGACACAGGAAGUUACCAUGCAGGAGCAAGGAGAAAUAACUGGUGGCGAGGCACAUGAUGGCACAGCCAGGAUACAAGCAGAGACAGUGGGACCUCAAGAAGACACAUUUAAAGCUCUCAAAGCAUCUUGGGAAAAGGCAGGGUUUCGGCUAAGGCCACUCGAGGGUCAUAGUGAUAUCAUCACCUCAGUGAUUGCCGUGGACAACUUGGUGAUCUCUGGCAGCCGUGACACCACAAUAAAGGUGUGGCAUGUUCCCACGGCAACAGAGCAGCGUAAUCUUGGGGGGCACAGUGGGGGAAUCACCUGUCUGUCCGCACCUCCCCCUGAAUACUGCAGGAGAUUGGCACGAUACCUGUCUCUCAGUGACAAAGAGAGGUUUAUUGUCAGCGGCUCAGUGGAUUGCUGUGUGAAAAUCUGGACCCUCAGCAGCGGCUGCUGUGUCAAGUCCAUCUACACUUUCAGUCCAGUGUCAGCUCUGUGUUUCCUCCCUGAUGGAGAAGGGUACAUUGUCACAGGAUCAGAUGGGGGUAAAGUGGAAGCGUGGAGCUGGGAUUCUAUGGAGCGAUGUCAGUCAGUGAAAGAACACGAAGAUAGUGUGACCACACUACAAUGUCAAGGGCCUCUCCUCUUCAGUGGUUCUGCAGAAGGGGGCGUGGCUGUGUGGGAGGUGUUUUGUUCUGACCCCAACCCCUUGCAACUGCUACACCACUGGGACUCCACUGUGACCGGCUGUGGAAGCCAGAAUGGAUCCCCCUUUAGCCGCCUGGCCCUCAGUCCACGUGGAGACAGAGUCUUCCUAGCCAAUGGGAAAGCUAGCCUGAAGAUACUGAACUGGAGGACAGGCUCUGUAUCAAGGCUGACCAAUCACAGCAGCGUUGCAGGGGUGACAGAUUGCGUCAGUCAAAUAGGAGGCCUUCUGGUUGCUUCCUGCUUUGACCUUGCGACGGGAGCAAGUACCCUGAACCUAUUUUCCCUCCCGCAGUGCAAGUAUUUGGUCUCCCUCACUUGUCCGGAAUCUCCCAGAAUUCUUUGCUUCACAGCGUGGCUCACAGCCAGCGGGGGUCAUCGCUGGGUCUCAGGGGGCAGAGCCCUAACAGUUUGGGAGCAGCUUCCAUUGAGCAGCAAGGCUAGGGCUGAUGUCAUAGCGAAGAGAGACAGCCGGUUGGACGCCUCUGCAGUGGAAUCCGAUAGAGACACAGAGGAGGAGGAAAGUGAUGAUUAUGACGAGGAAGACUACACAUCCCAAGAUGCACCUGAGACAGAGGAGGAACGCAGCUCCUCUUGGCUCCGCUGCGCUCUCCAGUGACAGACAUUCGUUCACUCAGCCACCGACUGAGAGCACAGCCCCGCAGAGUGACAAUGAGGAGAGAGGGAAGGAGGGAGGGAGGGAGAGGGGGAGUGAAGUGUGACAGAUUGAGAAGAGCGAGAGCAGCAGACGGUGAGGAAGAUGGACAGAUUGUUUUCUAUAUAAAUGUUGUUUCACAUAUACUGUAUAAAUAAACCUGCCAAAUUGUGAUCCUCUGACUCAGAUGUUCAUCAUUCAUGUCUGUCUGUAAAUAUCUGUUCCUCCAUCUGCUUCAAUAUUACUCAACCCAACCUGUCUGUAUUACAAAUUAAUGUAUAUUGAUUCUCCCUUUCUUUCUGUCACAUGCUCCGUCUCUCUCUCCUUCUGCUCUGCUAAAAAUAAUUUAAUCAUCCUCUCCCCUCCCUAAAAAUUAGAAUAUUAAUAAGUCCUUUUCUACUUCCUUCUAUUUUUGUCUUCAAAUCCAUUUCCUUCUUUCUCCCUCUCUCUGUCCAUUUAAUUGAACCCGUUAAAAAGCAUAAUUAGCAUUUAAAUCUCUCUCCAACACUGUCUCCCCCCCCUCCCUCUCCCUACAUGUCUCUGUCGCUAAGGCAACCAAUGCUUUUUCCCACUCCCUCUCUACAUCUCCCCUCUCCCUGUCUCUUUCUCUCACUCCCUCCUUCUGCAGCGAGAGAAAGAUGAUCAUAGGAGCAGGGGAGCUGUGAACAGCUGAAACGAUGGAGAGAUGCUCCAUCUCUCCUGUUACCCGACUGGCCACCCUGUGCUGUCUCCUGGUUGCAGUGGCGAUUCGCCCUGUGUCAUGUGAUGGGGGCGAGAGGAAGGGAGAUGAGAGAGAGAGGGAAAGGGAGCAGGUGGGAGAAAUGCAGAUUGAUACCCUCUCAUCACAGCUGUCAGUCACAACUCAGGCCACGCCCACUCCCCUCUGGGCAGUUGUCUGGGGGCCAACGCAUCCGAUCGAAGAUGAGACCCCUCAUUUCUUGUCUAGUCAAGAGACAGAUCACCAACAGCCGGGAACUGAGGCUUGGCAACUUCACCAGAGCCCACCGACAUCCCAAACCCAGCAGCUCUUACUGGGAGAGAAAGAAAGAAACAGAGAGGAGGAUGGAGAAGGAGAAAACGAAAGAGAGCGAGAGGAAGUCGAUCCACAGUUCUAUGUCACAGUGACCAUCUCUUCUCUGUUGAUUCUGACCGCUGUCAUCAUAACUGCCAAACUCUGUUACGAUCGCAGCUGCUCCCAGCACCCUCCCCCUCUCUCCCGCGGUGCGGCGCCCCCCCUCUCCCUCUCCCUCCCUCGCUCCCUGGGUCCUGAGGACAGCAGGCAGGCGCUGCACAGCACCCCUUCCUUCACAGACAGAGAGAGAAUACCUGUGGUGAAUCUCUGAGAUGAUGGUGGUUCUCCCUUUCUACUGGAUACGGACAUGUUGUGGUGUCGAAGGUGUAGCUAUUUAUUUUUCCCAGCUGUGAAACAUAUAGUCAGGGUUUAGCCAUUUUAUUCUUUAUGGCCUUGAGUUCCACAAAUACAAGCUCACUUCCUGCAGAUUCUGUGUUUAUUAUUCCUGAUUUAUAUAGCUAAUUACUGUCCUAUGCUUCAGACUAUACUGUUAGAAUAUCUGCAGUUCACAGCACACAACUGAAGACGAUUACCUCUGAAGACAUUUAUUCCAUGAGUAAAGGGUUAAAACAACUUUAUCCUUUGAGACCAUUUCGUUGCGUGUAAUGCUGUGCUACCAUGUGAUUUAACGUAUUAUAAUGUAACGUGUUGAGGUAAUGCAAAUGUAUGGUACAGUGUACACUGAAAACCCAAUAAAAGCCAAUACUUGCGU